Molecule: messenger RNA, 990 nt
Organism: Scheffersomyces coipomensis
Lineage: Eukaryota; Fungi; Ascomycota; Pichiomycetes; Serinales; Debaryomycetaceae
Product: Mrp/NBP35 family ATP-binding protein
Exons: 1
Coding region: 1-990 (329 amino acids)
Biological process (GO): iron-sulfur cluster assembly
Cellular component (GO): cytosol
Molecular function (GO): ATP-dependent FeS chaperone activity; ATP binding; 4 iron, 4 sulfur cluster binding
Source: RefSeq, a predicted model, not a curated record
AUGGCGCCUGUUAAAGAUAUAUCGAAGACACAGUUACAAGCACCCGAGCCUGAGCAUUGUCCAGGACCUGAAUCUGAACAAGCUGGGAAAGAAGAUGCUUGUAAUGGAUGUGCUAAUCAAGAAAUAUGUGCAUCACAAAUACCCAAGGGACCGGAUCCUGAUUUACCAUUAAUUAAUAAACGACUUUCACAGAUCGAUCAUAAGAUCUUGGUGUUGUCUGGUAAAGGGGGAGUAGGGAAAUCUACUUUCACCUCGAUGUUAUCAUGGGCCUUGGCUGCUGAUGAAGAUAUAGAAGUUGGAGCUAUGGAUUUAGAUAUUUGUGGACCAUCAUUACCCCGAAUGUUAGGAGCAGAAGGGGAAUCUGUUCAUCAAUCGAAUUCAGGAUUAUCACCUGUCUAUGUGGCGGAUAAUCUUGGAUUAAUGAGUAUAUCAUUUAUGUUACCUGAUCCUGAUUCGGCUAUUAUUUGGAGAGGAGCUAAAAAGAAUGGAUUAAUUAAACAAUUUUUAAAAGAUGUGAAUUGGGGAGAUCAUCUUGAUUAUUUAGUGGUUGAUACUCCCCCUGGUACAUCUGAUGAACAUCUUUCAGUAACGUCAUAUAUGAAAGAAGUUGGGAUAGAUGGUGCCUUAAUUGUUACUACUCCACAAGAAGUUGCACUUUUGGAUGUACGAAAAGAAAUUGAUUUUUGUCGUAAAGCAGGAAUAAAGAUAUUAGGAUUAGUUGAAAAUAUGUCAGGAUUUGUUUGUCCUAAUUGUAAAGGAGAAUCACAAAUAUUCAGAGCUACAACUGGUGGUGGUAAGAAAUUAUGUGAAGAUUUGAAUAUUCCAUUUUUAGGAGCUGUACCAUUAGAUCCUAGAAUUGGAAGAUCUUGUGAUAUGGGAGAAAGUUUCUUUGAUAGUUAUGCUGAUUCUCCUGCUGCUACUGCUAUUUUAGAUGUAGUUGAUGCAUUAAGGGAUCUGGUUGAAUUAAAUAUUAAUAAUUUAAGCAUUUAG